This is a messenger RNA of Hymenoscyphus albidus, 600 nucleotides long. NCBI's taxonomy places the organism in Eukaryota, Fungi, Ascomycota, Leotiomycetes, Helotiales, Helotiaceae. The record is from the annotation of a GenBank genome assembly.
AUGUCUUUCAUUAUCAACAACACCAACUCUGUCAUGGACUACGCCUCAAUUCCAGCUGAUAAGCUAAUCACGAGUGAACUGAAUGGUCAGUACGUCAGAGCCCAGUUAUGCUUCAAGGAGGACAGCAACUCGUUGUCUCUCCUUCACUUGCUCAACAAUAGCUACAUGUACUUGGACGAUAGUGUAAUUCAUGCACUCUCCCAAUACUCCUCGAUUGCCGAGGAGGUGGCAAUCACCAUCUUCCUCCCAUUACUCGCCUCUCAACACUCUGGACUUAACGCCAAGCUCCCUAUGUUUCUGAGCCGCACCGUCUCGACUCUUAACACCUUCACGAGCCUCAAGUCCUUGAAGAUCGCCUUCGAACUUGAUUCUGACACUUUCGAGUGGAACCAGUUCAAGCACGCGGCUGUCUUUUACGACUUGGAGUUUCAGGAAUGGAAACUUUGGCUGAAAGUCGCUAAGGCGACCAAGGCUAAAGUAUUCUACAAGGGUGAGAAUACUCUUUGCGGAUGGACUCAGAUUCUUUCUGGGUCUCGCAUGGAGCGCCGACUCUCAGGGCAAUGGCGAGCUUGGAAGGUAGUUGAGGAGAAGAAGGCCUGA